Parnassius mnemosyne (clouded apollo) is the source of this 675-nucleotide messenger RNA. Lineage: Eukaryota; Metazoa; Arthropoda; Insecta; Lepidoptera; Papilionidae. The record is from the annotation of a GenBank genome assembly.
AUGGUUGUUCAGGAAGUCAUCUGGGAGUUCCGAGAACGGUUUUACUGGGUCCACUGUCGUGACGAUGUCGAGGACUGGUGUCACAAAUGUACAAAUUGUGAGGCUAUAAAGGGACCUCAGACUCGUAGUAGAGGUUCACUGAGAUUGUACAACGUUGGUGCACCAUGGGAGAGGAUAGCCCUUGAUGUUGCGGGGCCGUUUCUAGAAAUUGAAAGUCGUAACAGGUAUUUUAUGGUUGUGAUGGAUUACUUCACUAAGUGGCUAGAAGUCUUCGCCAUCCCAAAUCAAGAAGCUUCAACGGUUACAGAUAAACUAGUUCAUGAAGCCAACUGUCGCUUUGGAGUACCUUUAGAGAUUCACAGCGAUCAAGGAAGGAAUUUUGAGUCUCAAAUAUUCCAGGAAACUUGCCGAGUUAUGGGUACUCAUAAAACAAGAACAACUUCUCACCACCCACAAUCUGAUGAAAUGGUACAACGAUUUAAUCAGACAUUGGAGAGGUACCUAGCAAAAGUUUUGGAAAAUCGGCAAAGUGACUGGAAUAAGCAUAUACAACCGUUUUUGUUGUCAUCAAAGCACUGUACACAAAAGUACAUCAGUGACACUGACACCAGCUGUUGCAAACUUUGGAAGAGAUUUACGGCUGCCUGCAGACCUGAUCACCGGAAUACUACCUGA